This is a messenger RNA of Drosophila ananassae, 2409 nucleotides long. Its product is annotated as titin. NCBI's taxonomy places the organism in Eukaryota, Metazoa, Arthropoda, Insecta, Diptera, Drosophilidae. The transcript is spliced from 3 exons. The record is from RefSeq and is a predicted model, not a curated record. The coding region runs from base 169 to 2361 and encodes 730 amino acids.
AUUUAAUUAUGCAUUCUGCAGUUUCGUAAAAAAUUACUUGUUUUAGUUCUAUUUCCGGUCCGGUUCCUCAUUCGAAGGCAACUGUUUUCUAAAUGAACAAAAUUGUAGAAAAAUUGUAACUUUUAUAUCUCCAUUUGGAUCAAAAUUGUUUCAUUCUAAGAUCGCAAAAUGACGUCCUAUCCUGCUCGUAUCCUUCUAAAAUUCACUUCACAACGUUUCCAGCGACGGUUCUCGUCUUCUAAUAGCGAAGGAGCUGGCGGCCAGAAGCAAGGACAUCAUCAAAUAGGCACCUUUGAGUGGGACACUACUCACAUAAAUUCAGAUGGAUUCUCGAAUGCCUCGAACUCUAGAUAUAUGGAGUUCCUGUAUGGCAAGUGGAUUCAAGAUGAAAAAUCCAUACAUGAGUCCUGGCAGAAAUUCUUUGGCAAACUGGUGAUUAAUCAUGAGAAAGAGCCUGAAAUGAAUAUUUUGAGUGCCGAGAAGAUGUCCCGGAAGAUCUUCCUUCCCAACACAUUGGACAGUAAGCGGGAUUUUGGGUAUAAAAAGAAUAACUCGAAUAACUCGAAAAAUAGUAUAGAGGAUGGGAAGGGUUCCUUUGGCUUCUCCCCCAUUCCAGGACACAAAAAAGUCAGCAAGUCGGACGCAGAUAAGGAAGGAGUCAAUCGGCCUGAUAAAUCAGGGGAAAAGCCAAGGGGAUCCCCAAAACCUGCGCCGGGACAGUCUCCCCUAUCAAAGUAUGAAGAAACUGAGGACCAUUAUUUCCCCAUGCCCAUCGUCUUGGAUCCAAGCAGUCAUAUUGAUGUGUCCGAAACCAGCUUUAUCCAAGAUACCCCGAAUAUCCCGGAAUUAAGGCCAGGAAGGUCUGUGCAAGAACCAGAGUCUUAUGAAAAUUGUAAACCCACUUCAAGCUUUGAAUCAAAAUUUCAAAAUAUACAAAAGAGUAUUUCGAGAAAAUUAUCGCAAGGCACGACUUCAAAAGAACCACCAAAGCCACCAAAGGAUGACUCAAAAUCCCUAAAGGAUAUUUCCAAAACGACCAAGCCUCCAAACGAUGUAACUCAAAAAUCAAAACAAACUUCAAUUUCUUUAAAAAAGGACCCUCCGAUAAAAGACAAGCCCAGUACGCCUCAGCAGAGUGCACCACCUUCGAAGGAAGUCCUGGAUGUUGCUCCCCAAAAAUCUGUGACACAACAAGGAGUCCUUGAAACUAACAAAACUACAGCCAGUAUGCCGGAAGAUAAGGACCAGAAUAAGGUUUCAAAUCCCCCUCUUAAUCCAUCCAAUAAAAUAGACAAGAAAAAUGAUGAUAAAAAUGGGAAAUCACCGAAAAAGGAAGAUGCAACUCCCCAUCCUAAACAGGACACUGCAACUCCUAUUGCAAAAGUUAAAUUUGAAGAUGUGGUGGAGAUAAAUCCGGCUAUUUCUGAUAGGUUCCAAAGACAGCCGCUAAAAAUUCCCAAAAAAUCUAUAGAAACAAACAAGCCAUCAGUCAAUAGGAACAAAAAACAAAGACCUCCUCCCAGAAAGGGAAAUAUACAUCCAGUUACUCAUCCUAGUCCUCAUCCUAGUCCGAUUGCUAUUCCUCCUCUUAAGCCCGAAAGUUCGAGUUUGAAAAAUCCAAAAGAAAUCGUAAAGAAAGGCAAGAAACAUGGAAGUGCAUUAGAAAACUGGAAAAGGACGUACAAAAAAAAACUUCUUGAAAGUUUGCUACGCCGGCUUGAAAAUAAACCCAGAAAAGUAUCAAAAGAUGAACCCACAAAUAGACGUUCUUUCAAAAGUAUUAAAAAAUACACGGAGCCCAAAGUCUUUGAGGGAAUUGAACAGCUAAUUAAAGAUUUGGAUACCAUGCCCUGGGGUUCCACAACGAAGCAGAAAAGACUCGAUACCAUGAAGAGACUUAAAAGUUAUAACAAUUCUUUGAAGAGUGCGAACGAAACCUUGAGGCGAUUAGCCAACGAAAGAAAUAUAGCUUUUAUGAAAUCUGUCCUAGCCCAUAGACAGAAUCUGCUCGAUGCCAAGUCCAAGAGGAUUAAAAAGGAUAGUUCUAACGAUUCGGAAGGUCCUAGCUUGAAUGCCACUUUAAGGGACACGCCUAGUGUUCAUAAAGUGCCUGAAAUGGUACUCCAGGAUAGUCCUCCUCAACUCGGACUCACUGAAAGGGAGAAAAUCAUAUUAUUUGAUCGAAAUCAAGAGGUAUCCACAGCACUUAGGUCUUCCCUCAAGAAACUAGAAGAUAGUAAGAGUAAGGUUUUGAUAGGAAAAGUAAAUAUAAACACCAAGAAAGAAACUCCAACUCCAAGUUGGCAAAUCAAAGAAAAAAAGGACGAUGCCAAGCCGGAAAAUAAGCCAAAAUCGAAAUAAUUUUGAAUCUCAGCAUGUCUUGAAAUAAAUGAAAAUUCUAUUUCUCAA